AUGGCGUGGCGAGUGACUGUGCCCGAGCUACAGGACCAGCUGCAGUGUCCCAUUUGCCUGGAGGUCUUCAAGGAGCCCCUCAUGCUACAAUGCGGUCAUUCCUACUGCAAAGACUGCCUGGACUCCUUGUCCCAACACCUGGACUCCGAGCUGCGCUGUCCUGUGUGUCGUCAGUGGGUAGACUGCAGCAGCUCCCCGCCUAAUGUUUCCUUGGCGCGGGUGAUCGAUGCUCUGAGGCUCCCGGGAGACACGGAACCCACCGUCUGCGUGCACCACCGAAACCCUCUCAGCCUCUUCUGCGAGAAAGACCAGGAGUUCAUCUGUGGUCUCUGCGGCUUGCUGGGCUCUCACCAACACCACCGAGUCACACCUGUCUCCACCGUCUACAGUCGCAUGAAGGAAGAACUUGCAGGCCGCUUAUCUGAGCUGCAGGAGGAACGGAGGAAAGUGGAGGAGCACAUUGGCAAAUUGGUGAACAACCGGACCCGGAUUAUCAACGAGUCCGACGUCUUCAGCUGGGUGAUCCGCAGAGAGUUCCAGGAGUUGCAUCACCUGGUGGAUGAAGAGAAAGCCCGGUGCCUAGAGGGGGUAGAGGGUCACACACGUGGCCUGGUGGCUUCCCUGGACAUGCAGCUGGAGCAGGCUCAGGGUGCCCAGGAGCGACUGACCCAGGCCGAGCAGGUGCUGGAGCAGUUUGGUAACGAGAGUCACCAUGAGUUCAUCCGGAAGUUCCACUCCAUGGCCUCCAGGUAA
Microtus ochrogaster (prairie vole) is the source of this 753-nucleotide messenger RNA. RefSeq names its product E3 ubiquitin-protein ligase TRIM50. The record is from RefSeq and is a predicted model, not a curated record. NCBI's taxonomy places the organism in Eukaryota, Metazoa, Chordata, Mammalia, Rodentia, Cricetidae. Gene Ontology annotation, molecular function: zinc ion binding.